This is a messenger RNA of Stylonychia lemnae, 1620 nucleotides long. NCBI's taxonomy places the organism in Eukaryota, Ciliophora, Spirotrichea, Sporadotrichida, Oxytrichidae. The record is from the annotation of a GenBank genome assembly.
AUGAAUACAUAUUUUCUAAUUUUACUUCUGUCACUCAACAUUAUUUGUUUCUCCUAAUCCAAAGACCAAUAAGUUGAAAAAUAAAGGAAAAAAAUCUUAGUUAUUGGACAAUUUAUUGUAAGUCAUCCAAGAACAUGGUAUCAUAUAUCAAAGGAAUUAGCAAAGGUUGAAAACUAUGAAAUUUACCAAAUUUUGCCGGCGGAUUCCUCUUAUGUUUUAAAAGUUAAGGCUAAUGGAGUAAUACCUAUACUUUGCAAGAACUAUUCACAAUAAUAUUUUGACGAGUUUAAUGAAAAAAUGAAAGCAAGCACACUAGGUGAUUCUGAAAUCAUUGAUUACAUGCAGUAUUUGACAAGGGCAUUUUACUCUGAAAAAGAACUCAUAUAAGAGAUAAAGUCAUUGAAAUUUGACUUAGUAAUAUGUGGGCUAUUUUUUGAGACUUAACUAAUGGUGAAUACACUUCAAAUUCCACUUUAUAUCAGAAUAUUUAGUGGAAAUCUAGACAGUUCUAUGCAGUUUAUGAUGAAUUAGCAUACCACGCAUUCAUCACAACUCCAUUAAAUAAGAACUGUUAUUUUUGGAAUGGAAAAUCACACGGAUCUUCACUCCUUUACUACAAAUUUUUUCACUAGAUUGAGAAAUAGACUUGCUGAACAUAUCUUUUGCGGACUCGGCUCUUAUCUGAUUCAUUAAAAACUAUAUAAUGAGAUACCAGAGCAUCUUAGAUAAGAUGCUAUGACCUUCAGAGCGCCUGAUAUGAUUCUUUACACAGGAUAUGAAGGUUUAUCACAGCCAAUGGCUCUGUCACCAAACUCAAGAAUAAUCCCUCCAUUGUCUAAAAUUGAAUCUGAUGCUUAGAUGAUUACACAAGAUCUCUAAAAUUUCAUAGAUAGAUUUGAGAAACUUAUCUUUGUCUCCUUUGGUACAGCCUAAAUCCCAAAACCAGAAUUUAUAAGGAUUCUCUCUAUAUACAUGUAGAAAUAAUCAAACUAUGGAUUUAUAUAUUCAGCUACAAAUUUGAAAUAUCUUGAAAAAGACAUCUUAGAUAGAGUAUAAAACUCGGGAAAUGUAUUUGUAGCUUCCUGGCUACCACAAAUUUAGAUUCUAAAUAAUCCAAAAGUUAAAAUAUUCUUUAGUCACGGUGGUUUGAAUGGUGUCAUAGAGUCAAUCGAAGCAUAAAAACCUUUAAUUAUAAUUCCAGCUAUAUCUACUGAUUAGUUUUAUUCUUGUGAGUACGUUUAGGCUUAAAAACUUGGAGCUUGUUUAUUCAAAUCUGAUGAAGAUCACUUAGAUGAGUAAGUAAAAUAUAUUGAGGAAAACAAUGGCUUCAGUGACAGACUUAAGAUUCUCAAGAAAAUGAUUGAUAAAAAGAAGUAGCAAGGAUUGGGAUUGCUUUACUGGGUUGACUAUUUGCUGGAAAUUGGAACGAGCGAGUUCAUUUCAGCAAAACAAUAUUAAUCGUUCAAUUAUCUUCAACUAUAUGAUGUGGAUGUGAACAUCGCUAUCGAUCUUAUACUAAUUGCAAUGAUAGCAAUUGUGAUUGCAAUUCUAGUUAAAAUCUAUAGACUUAUUACUUGCAAGAAAGGUAAAAAUGAGAGUAAAAGUACUAAGAUAGAUUGA